Molecule: messenger RNA, 1125 nt
Organism: [Torrubiella] hemipterigena
Lineage: Eukaryota; Fungi; Ascomycota; Sordariomycetes; Hypocreales; Clavicipitaceae
Source: the annotation of a GenBank genome assembly
AUGUCGUUCUUCAUCGAAAACAAAAACGUUGGUAACCAGGCCGACUCUGAGGAUUGGAGAAUCAAAGGCUACAACCCUCUAACCCCUCCCGACUUGCUCCAGCACGAAAUCCCACAGACAGCCGAAUCCAAGCAGACCGUCAUCCAGUCCCGAAACGAGGCCGUUGCAGUUGUCAAUGGUACCGACAAGAAUGGCCGCCUUCUUAUCGUAGUUGGCCCUUGCUCCAUUCACGACCCCAAGGCCGCCAUGGCCUACUGCGACCUGCUGCUCAAGGAGAAAGAGAAGCACAAGGACGAGCUCCUCAUUGUUAUGCGGUCUUACCUUGAGAAACCUCGUACGACUGUUGGCUGGAAGGGACUGAUUAAUGACCCCGACAUCGACGGUAGCUUCCAGAUUAACAAGGGCCUGCGCAUGUCUCGCCAGCUCUUCGUUGAUCUAACUUCCAAGGGCAUGCCCAUUGCUAGUGAAAUGCUCGACACCAUCUCCCCCCAAUUCCUCGCUGAUCUGCUCUCUGUGGGUGCCAUUGGAGCGCGUACCACCGAGUCUCAAUUGCACCGUGAGCUGGCCUCCGGUCUAUCCUUCCCCGUCGGUUUCAAGAACGGCACUGACGGCUCGCUGGGCGUGGCUAUUGACGCUAUUGGCGCUGUUAAGCAUGCCCAUCACUUCUUGUCUGUCACAAAACCUGGUGUUGUUGCUAUUGUUGGUACGACGGGUAACGAGGACUGCUUCGUUAUUCUUCGAGGUGGAACAAAAGGCACCAACUUUGAUGCACAGAGCAUUGCCGAAGCCAAGGCAGCCCUUGAGAAGAAGGGUGUCCCUCAGCGCCUCAUGGUCGACUGCAGCCACGGAAACUCUAACAAGAAUCACAAGAAUCAACCCAAGGUUGCCAGCGUUGUCGCGGAGCAGAUUGCCAAGGGCGAGACAGCCAUCAUGGGCCUCAUGAUUGAGAGCAACAUUAAUGAAGGUAACCAAAAGGUUCCUGAGAGUGGAAGAGAUGGUCUCGAGUAUGGUGUCAGCAUCACCGAUGCCUGUAUCCAUUGGGAUGACACCGUCUCAGUACUACAGACGCUCGCCGACGCCGUCAAGGAGAGACGCAAGAUUGUGUCCAGUAACGGCACCGCUUAG